AUGAGCCCGUCCGGCGGAAAAGCGGUGAAUCCGUUGUGUGAUAAGCUUAACAUCAAUGGCGAUCACUACAAUAUUACGCCGAACCCUUAUAAAUGGGACGCUUUAUUCCGCUGCUGCACUACGUUUUGCUUCAACCCAGCAAGAAAAAAGAGUUUACUUCGACUAGUAGAUGGUAUGGAUGUUGUUAAAAAAAUGGAAAAUUUGGGUUCUAAAAAUGGAACACCAUCAAAGAAAGUUAUUAUUGCAGAGUGUGGUGAAAUGGAUAAAACUGUGGAAAUUUUAAAGCCCAGCAGCAUUAAUGCAGAA
Messenger RNA from Iphiclides podalirius (scarce swallowtail), 306 nucleotides. NCBI's taxonomy places the organism in Eukaryota, Metazoa, Arthropoda, Insecta, Lepidoptera, Papilionidae. The record is from the annotation of a GenBank genome assembly.